AGGACGCCGUUGCUGCGCAUGCGCAAACUUGCACGCACAGUUCAAAACAAUGGUCAGUUCAGUCUGUAAUAUUUGUAGUUAUACAUAAUAAACAUCAAACGAAGUUUAACGUAGUUAAACUCGAAACGCAUGUAAGAUUAAUCGUUUCCUCGACGGAAGGUGAAACUUAAAGCAGGUAAGAGGCUGAAUGUGGGAUGGACGCAUACUGCGGUGUGAGUGAUGAUCAGUCUGAUGCCGCCAGACAACAAGAGAGACAUUAUUACCUGCUAUCAGAACUGCAGGUGCUCGUGAAGGACCUGCCCAGCUCGUUUCAGCAGCGUCUGUCCUACACCACGCUCAGCGAUCUGGCUCAAGCGCUCAUCGACGGGACGGUGUAUGAAAUAGUUCAAGGGCUGCUGGACAUUCAGCACCUGACAGAAAAAAACCUCUACAACCAGAGACAGAAACUACACAGCGAACACAGAGCUCUCAAACAGGAUUUGGUGCGGAAACACAAACAGGCUCUGCAGACGUGCAAAUCUCACAAUCUGGCCGUUCUGAAAACCAACCAGAGAGCAGAAACUGAGGCUCUCGAUCAGCGGGUGAAAGAUGAGCAGAGGAUGAUGGACGAGAAGAUCGUGGCUGAGAUGGAUCAGAAGGUUCUGGAUCAGCAGAACACGCUGGAGAAAGCAGGCGUGCCGGGAUUUUACAUCACCACCAACCCGCAGGAGGUGAUGAUGCAGAUGAAUUUGCUGGAACUGAUUCUGAAGCUGCAGCAGAAAGAGACGCACUCUGGAUCUCUGCCCUGAAAAGACUCACACGUGAUUGUGAUGGCGGUGAAAGAAUCACACACCAGUCAAACUUCUCGGUUUCAACAUGAAAUAAGUGUGGAUGAUCUGUUUGGACUGCAGCAGGACGUUGGACCUUCAGAUUUUUUGAGAAUCUCUUUUAGUUGAUGAUGAUGGGCUGAAAAGGUCUAUAACAUGACAGCGGAGCACUGAAGAAAUGCCCACCGUUUUUCUUUUGACAUUAAACAUUGUUUUGUAAAUAUAUGUAAAAUUUGUUGCAUCUGAGGUUGUUUGCACACAUUCAGUGUGCUGUUAUAAUUUAUAUUACAUGUAAAGGAACCACAUUAGUUUAUUCUUAAAUAAUUAUUAAAAAUGACUCUGCA
Molecule: messenger RNA, 1150 nt
Organism: Labeo rohita (rohu)
Lineage: Eukaryota; Metazoa; Chordata; Actinopteri; Cypriniformes; Cyprinidae
Gene: dgcr6
Product: DiGeorge syndrome critical region gene 6
Exons: 6
Coding region: 195-788 (197 amino acids)
Source: RefSeq, a predicted model, not a curated record